Messenger RNA from Hypanus sabinus (Atlantic stingray), 3928 nucleotides. RefSeq names its product scavenger receptor class F, member 1 (gene scarf1). Lineage: Eukaryota; Metazoa; Chordata; Chondrichthyes; Myliobatiformes; Dasyatidae. The transcript has 11 exons. Gene Ontology annotation, molecular function: scavenger receptor activity. The record is from RefSeq and is a predicted model, not a curated record. Bases 177 to 2621 code for a protein of 814 amino acids.
AGAGCAGUUUCCCCAGGAACAAGCCACACUUCCUGCAAGGAAGUAGGCCACUGAUCUCUGGAUCGGAGCCCUUCUGAAGGACACUGCACAGUCCUGUUCAGGCCAGUGGGACAGGGAGACACGGGGCUGGCUCGGGCAGGCCAGGAAUCUCACGCCCGGGUACCCUGAGGGCAGCCAUGGGCAUUCUACUCCUCCUGGUCACCGUCUGCCCAUUGCUGUGGGCUUCAGUUCUUCAGCCUCUUGAUCCCAAUGGAGCCAACGUGUGUCGCUUACGAAGUGAUCUCGCCUCCCUGAGCUGCUGUGCGGGAUGGAGACAACAGGGCAGCGACUGCACGAUCGCGAUCUGCGAGCGGGAGAGCGCCUGUCGGCCGGGAGAGAUCUGCGUCCGACCCCAGGUGUGUCGCUGUCCACACGGAUACUUUGGAGCCAACUGUGUCACCCGCUGUCCGGAGCAGUUCUGGGGCACCGACUGCCGGGAGCUCUGCUCUUGCCACCCCCAUGGUGUGUGCGAUGCCGUCAGCGGACACUGCUCCUGCCGGCCCGGCCGCUGGGGCCCCAACUGCAGCCGGAGCUGCCGCUGCUCCCACGGAGUCUGCGAGCCGGACAGCGGCCGCUGCCGCUGCGAAGCGGGCUGGUGGGGCGCCGACUGCUCGCGGUUUUGCCAGUGCCGGCGGGAGAGCUCCGAGUGCGACCCGCAGAGUGGCCGCUGCACCUGCUCGCCGCGCUGGUGGGGUCGGCGCUGUAACAUCCGCUGUUACUGCGGCCAGUCGCCGUGCAGCCAGAGCACCGGAGAGUGCCAGUGCCAGGCGGGCUGGUGGGGUGCCCGCUGUGAACAGACUUGCGCCUGUCUACAUGGCAGCUGCCACCCCCGCAACGGCCACUGCGUCUGCCAGCCGGGCUACCGAGGCGGCGACUGCGGCGAGCCGUGCGCCGCCGGUACCUACGGAGUGGGCUGCGAGAACAGGUGUGGCCAGUGUAAAGGAGCCCAGCCCUGCUCUCCCGAGGACGGGUCCUGCCUGGUGUGUGAGGUGGGUUGGACGGGGAGCCGCUGCGACCAGCUCUGCCCCGCCGGCUCCUACGGAGAGAACUGUGCGAGCCAGUGUCCCCGCUGCCGAGAUGGUGAGCCCUGCAACGUCCACACAGGUCACUGUGCGACCUGCGACCCGGGCUGGACGAAACCCAGGUGUGACACUCCCUGUGCGACGGGAACCUACGGCGCUGAAUGUCGAUCAUCCUGUCCAGACUGUUGCCAUGGAACAUGCCACCACGUGACAGGGGAAUGCAUCUGUGAUGCGGGGUAUACUGGAGACAGCUGUAAUUCCAGCUGUCAGAUAGGAAUGCACGGCGUGAACUGCUCGAUGACCUGCCGGUGUCUGGGAGCGACGUGUGACCACGUGACCGGAAGCUGCCCUCUCAGUACGGCUGGCGUGGUGACAACUGCCGUUCUCCUUCCUAUCCUCCUGUUCCUCUGCCUCCUCUGCUGCUGUUGUGGAGGUGAGGCGGACGAUCCCGCUGGCAGGGUCGUGGACAAAGACAGCGGACCAAUAGCAAGGAUGAAGCAUCACGUCCGGUGUGUGCUCGCCAAUCUCCGCUCUCCUGCCCUCUGCUUCACCCUCGGCAAUCAGAAACUGCCGAAGGUUACAGUGUUGCCCCAUGACGCCGACCUCACCCUGAACUGCAGCUUCAUUGACUCCCCCUCGGCGGUCUGGGACUCGGACUCCUUCGACACGGACGACGAGAGGCCGGUGUACUGCACCCCGCCCAUGGAAGAAAGUCUCCCGUCAGCGUCAGACAACAUCUACCAGGAGCCGGGCUCCCGCUGUAACUAUCUGCCGGCCGAGACGGGGGAGGCGGCCAGCGAGGAGCGGCUGCAGCCGGUGCAAAUCCCCCGCACCUCCAGCGUUGCUGCUCCAAAGCGGCCGUCGGUCUCCUUCGCCGAGGGCACCAAGUUUGAGCCAGAGAGGCGCCGGGCCUCGGCGUCAGAGCCAGGCUCCCGCCCCCUGAGGAAGGCAAAGCUCUCUUGGAGGCUCAGCCGGUUGCUCAUGGCAACGGGGGAUCCGGCGGACCCCAGUCCCAGCCCGAGCCCGAGCUCUGGCCAUAGCCUGCCCGCGGAGCCCCGGGCCAGUGACCCCGGCGCUGCGCCAAACUCCCCGGGCCCCGAGGGGAGCGACUCCGGUGCUACAGAAGGUCCACAGGCACCCUCAGGUGGCGAGGGGCCAGCGGCCGGGAAGAGGCCAAGGAGCUGGGGCCUCUCCCCGACAGGAGGGGUGGUGGCGGCCGGGACAGUGCGAGCGGCGCUGAGGAGGUUCGGCGGCUCCCGGCGCCGGCGGCGGGCAGGUCCCGCUGACCGAGAGGAGGGCACGCUCCGUGCCCAGCCCGGUGCCCAGGAGGGGCCCUCUGCGCCCGGGGCCAGCGGCAGCCUGAGCAGGAGGCCCCUCAUCCCUGCUACUCCCGUCCUCCGGAAAUUAGUGGCCAACGUGGUCGAGGACAGUGGCGCCCGGCUGGGGGUGGUGAUCCCUAUUACCGCCCCUACCCAGGACAGCUCCCCGCCCGAGGGGCAGCAAGCGCAGGACGUGCCGGCCCCGCCUGACUCCUCCAGGUCGGCUCAGCAGGACCGCUGAGGAGAAGUGGGAGUGGGGUAGGGUGUUGGGGUGUGUGUUUAUGUCCCGUGUCCGAGAAAGACUCCCCUUCUUUCUGCAGCGAGCAGCAGUCGGUAUGGGAUGCCCUGUCCACAGCAAGGCAUAUCCCUGAGGGGAGUGAGGCUAGGAGAGCUGGAGGGGCCGUAGGGCUGGUGGGUGGGUAAAGGCUGUGGAUACAGGGGCAGGAGGGAGAGGCCGGUUUGGGGCUCACUGAGUGCUCAUAGUGGACUCACUAAUAUUAUGACAAGUGGACAAAAUAUCCCCCCUCUCAGUACUGGCCCUUUUUUUUUACAGAACUACUAAAGUUUAUUUACACAAACAUGCACAAGAUACAAACAUCUAGUAUUUGCAAGACAGUGAAUAAAUUGAAAUUAAAAUAUGAUUACUAUUGUCUAUAAAACAGCCAGCUCCUGGGGGGGCGGCACUACUCCUGGAACUCCCCCACUGUACCUAUCGUGACCACAUGCUCCCUCUCCAAGGACAGCCGGGCACGAACGUAGCCUCGGAAGAGGAGCAGGUAGUUGGCUCUAGCAGAGCCCUCGGCUGCCCGCCGCCCAGACCCGUUAAUGCCAUCUUGGCCAGGCCCAGGAGCAAGCUGACCAUUAAUCCACAGUGAGCCGCUCCCUUCCGUACUGCGUGCCCGUACAUAAGAAGCUCGGGGCUGAAGUCCUACCAGAACCCGGGCAGCCCCUUCAGAAACUCAAACGGGGGCUGCAACCUCUCACACUCCGUGUACGCGUGGUACACUGACUCCCCCCGGCUACGGAAUGGACAGUUGGACAGUGUACCUGUGAACGUACUUAAAAUCUACUGCACGAUAAUGCCCUAUGAAGCACCUUCUGCCCCAGGUCCCCAACGUACUGGGAUCUCCACGACUACGGACGAAGCUGAAGAAGUGAAAAGUGUGCCGGGGUCGCCCGUCGCUCCGAAAUGCCCGCGUCACGUGGGUCGGCACUGCCACAGUAUAACCGAACCUCCAACAGCGCCGCCGAAUGUUUUUCAGGCAAAAUACCAAAACCUUGUUAAUAUUAAAGUAUUUUCAUACAAGCUUUCAACCUCAAGACCCAGGCUGAGAAGGAGAUGCCGUUACGGAACAAAUUGAAGAAGAAUGGGAGUCCAUCAUGCCACCUGAUUCCUCGAAUUGGACCAAGAGCUCACCCUCUCCCACGUCGUGUAACCCUCCCACAGUGUGACCCUCCCUCAGUGCGACCCUCCCUCAGUACCACCCCCCCCACGUCGUGUAACCCUCCCUCAGUGUGACCCUCCCUGAGUACCACCCUCUCCCACGU